Molecule: messenger RNA, 1825 nt
Organism: Stegostoma tigrinum
Lineage: Eukaryota; Metazoa; Chordata; Chondrichthyes; Orectolobiformes; Stegostomatidae
Gene: plek
Product: pleckstrin
Exons: 9
Coding region: 224-1291 (355 amino acids)
Biological process (GO): actin cytoskeleton organization; intracellular signal transduction
Cellular component (GO): plasma membrane
Source: RefSeq, a predicted model, not a curated record
GAAUUGUCGAACAGGGCAGUUUUUUGUUUUAUCAGCAAUCGUUUCUUGAGGUUUUUAACAGCAUUUUAGAGCGGAAACUGUUACUUUCCUGGCCCUUGUGAUGUAACACGAGGAACUAACAUUCUACACAGAACAAAAAAGAAAAGGGGCAGUCAGUAGAGAAGUCUGACAUUUCGACCACAGCCCGAAGCCUGUCAGCUCACGGAGCAACGGCCAGAAAGCCAUGGAACAGGAAGCGAAAGUGAUCCGCGAGGGAUACCUCGUAAAAAAGGGAAACAUAUUUAAUUCCUGGAAGGCAGUUUGGGUAGUUCUUUUAGAAGAUGGGUUUGAAUUUUACAGUAAAAAAGUCGAUGGGAGCCCCAAAGGUGUCAUUCCAUUGAAGGGAAGUUCUGUAACAUCUCCAUGUAUGGACUACGGCAAAAGAAUGUUUGUUUUUAAGUUACAUACGACCAAGAAUCAGGAUCAUUAUCUGCAAGCUACCCACCUAGAAGAACGUGAUGCUUGGGUGAAAGACAUUAAGAGAGCGAUUCAGUGCAUUGAAGGUGGCCAGAAAUUUGCACGCAAGUCAACAAGGAAGUCUAUCAAGUUGCCUGAAAAUAUAAACUUGGGUGCUUUAUACCUUUCUAUGAAAGACCCUGAGACAGGGGUCAAAGAGCUGAAAUUGCAAAAAGAGAAGAAAGUUUUCAAUCAUUGCUUUGCAGGUGCCUCUGUGAUUGACUGGUUGCUGUCAUCUAACUUUGUCAGGAAUCGGCGAGAGGGGAUGAUGUUGGCAGCAGCCCUUGUUUGUGAUGGCUACAUUCAGCCAGCUGAAGACAAAGCCAAAUCAGCAGCUGAACAUAUCGCUGAGAAUUGCUUCAUUGAUGACUCAGAUGCAUAUUAUUAUUUUGCUGACAGUGGCUUUUUCAGUGAAGGAAGCUCGAGUGACGACGAUGAAGUUUUAAAAGAGGAAUUUCGAGGAGUCAUUGUGAAACAGGGCUGUUUGCUGAAACAGGGUCACCGGAGGAAGAACUGGAAAGUCCGAAAGUUUGUUCUGCGUGAUGAUCCUGCCUACCUGCAUUACUACGACCCAGCGGUGGAUGAUCAGGACCAGCCGCUUGGUUCCAUUCACUUACGGAGCUGUGUAGUGACAGCGACAGACAGUGCUUCAGAUGGAAAGAAAUCUGAUGUCAAAGGAAAUCUCUUUGAAAUCAUCACAUCAGAUGAAGUGCACUACCUGAUACAGGCUGCAACUCGGGAAGAGCUCACUGAGUGGAUAAAGGUUAUUAAAAGUGUGGCAAGUACUGGAAAAUAAAGGCUGACUCAAGCAAAUACCUGUACUGAUUCUACAGGACUUUAAAGACAUUAACUAGCUCUCAAAAUAAAUAAUCAGCUCUUUAUUGCUGGUACCCGUAAUACAAAUAUAAUCAAAUAUAUACUGUACAAUGACUAAAGUAGUGUCUUACUAACCUGUGAAUACUUCUCUGGUCCGAGGACAUAAUUGUCAUCUGUUUUUGACUUUUUAUUGUAUGCUUCAUUCAUUUUAUUCUAAAACCUUGUUUCUUUAUUUGUGACAAAUAUUAACAGCAUAUUUAUAACUAGCACUGCCAAGAUGUUGAUGUGUCAAACAUAAUACACCUUAUCAUUGAGAAAUAGUAUGAAUGAUACUAACCAGUUGCCACCCUGUGAUGCCUGUGGGAGAUUUUGUUAGUUGUAACAUCCAGUAUCGAGCCUGGACUGGCAUUUGAUGCAAUCUAAAACUGGUAGCACUCAAUACAAGUUCAUUAAUAAACCAUUACACUGAGAAAGCUUUGUCAUUGGAUAGUUAAUAAACUCUCAUUUCAUCAGU